This is a messenger RNA of Cimex lectularius (bed bug), 3836 nucleotides long. RefSeq lists its product as uncharacterized. The record is from RefSeq and is a predicted model, not a curated record. Bases 204 to 3401 code for a protein of 1065 amino acids. The transcript has 4 exons. NCBI's taxonomy places the organism in Eukaryota, Metazoa, Arthropoda, Insecta, Hemiptera, Cimicidae.
AGACGUAUAUAUCUUCCCACCGACCUUGGAGGGGUUUUAGACGGUCGUCAUCCCCGUGGGCAUUGGCUCAUCCCCGACAUGGAGUGUAAAUCAAGUGCUUCCCAGUGAAACAGACAACCCUCUCACAACUGUGACCGUUCAGUGAUCCCGCUCUUUUUUCCCAAUCGGGGCGAACAUUUGACCGAUCCGUCGAUCUGACGCGAAUGUCACGAUAUCAGAAACUAGGAAACGCCAUGAGGAUUAUUAUCAUCUGCCUUUUGAUGGGGCCGCUGGUUUCCCAGGGGAACGUGGAACCGGUGCCGGUCGCCCAUCUGACGCCUCCGAAGCAGACCAACGAGCGUCCACCGAGGAGCCCCACGCCGCAACACGGCACCGUUCAACAGCCGACGGAUGGAAACGGGCUCCUGUCUUUCACUCAAAAAAUUGCAAGUUGGUUUUGGCCGGGAGCUAGUCAUGUAGAAGUAAAUCAAGCAAAACCUGAAGCCAGGGGGAAAGCGGAAACGAGCGCCACCGAGCCGAGGGGGGUUUGGGCGGACGGCGGAAAACGGCAAAAACCGCAUUGCAGCCCUUGCAACAGUGUACCCUGGCUCCCGAUUGCAAGGGCCGUCGGUCAUUUUCCGCAAGCUCCCGUCGGUGACUCCCACCUUUAUUCACUUCAGAUACCUACAAUUGGAGUUAAUGCGUAUCCACACAACCAGUUGGGCCCCCCUAAACCCCACUAUGGUCCACCAAAACCAGCUUACGGACCCCCAAAACCAGCAUACGGCCCUCCUAAACCUGAAUAUGGGCCUCCUAAACUUGAAUACGGGCCUCCCAAACCUGAAUAUGGGCCUCCCAAACCUGAAUAUGGCCCUCCCAAACCUGAAUAUGGCCCUCCCAAACCUGAAUAUGGCCCUCCUAAACCAGCAUAUGGUCCUCCGAAACCUGAAUAUGGCCCUCCUCCUACACUUGAUUUCGGUCCUCCAAAACAUGAAUUCAUCCCUCCUAAACCCGAAUACGGCCCCCCUAAACCUGAAUAUGGCCCUCCUAAACCUGAAUACGGUCCUCCGAAACCAGAAUAUGGCCCUCCUCCUACACUUGAUUUCGGCCCUCCCAAACUUGAAUAUGGCCCUCCUAAACCCGAAUACGGUCCUCCGAAACCUGAAUAUGGGCCUCCGGAAGGACAGAACAGUCCACCGUCUUCGGAUUACGGACCUCCGAAGCAAGAUUUAGUGCAUGAUCAUCUACAUCAUUCCAGUUUUGACCUCGGUUUACAACCACCGAAAGCUGAUAGCAAUCACGGUUGGGAUUCUCAUUCUGCAGACAGCGGUCCUAAGCCGUCGUUCGGCGUUCCCAACAAUUUUCAAGGGCACCCCCAUUCGUUCAAGUUGAUCCAUCCGCACGGACCUGCGAAACAUCCGGGUUAUCUCCCGCCCCCUCCGAAGUACAGGCAACAUCCUCCGAGAUUCACUUAUUUGCCACCGAAGCCUAUGUUCGUCCCUAAGCCCGUGCACAGUCCACCCGUUCCCCCGACCGGCUUAGAACAUCAGCCUGCAGCUCGUCCUCCACCUCCUCCUCCGACUUCGCAUCCCAGCGUACCUUCCUCCCUAAGUUAUCGACAAUUCCUUUCACCACCUCCGGCGCACCCGUCCGAAGCCUAUCAGUCACUGAAUUACCACACGCUCCAGAAUCCGACUCCCAGCCCUGUCAACGUAGAACAUAACUCGAACCAACAGCAUAACUUCGCUUACCCAGUAACUGCCGGCCAAAAUUCUUGCAGCAAAUGUCCUCCGACAGGCCCCGAUCUUUCUCAAGUCCAUGCCAACGAUCACUACGUGACUGGGCCGGAAGAGGCUAAGAACAUAGUCGCCAAUUUCGCGAACGUCCCCUUGAGCGACUCCGCUCACGAAGCAACCAACCUAGCGUCUUCUCCUGCUCCGGGUGUCGUAAUCGUGACACCGAAAAAUGAAGUCGAAGUCGCUAAGAGUGUUCCCAUCAGAGAAUAUCUUUCGUCCGUCGAAUAUCCUAUGCAGAUAGUCCAAGCGCCCAUUUUGGACGUACCGGACCUUCCGAAAUAUUUCGAUUUCGGAUACCAUUCCUUCAACCACGGAGAAAGACAAAACAAGAAUUACCAAGCCGACACACAGGCUCCCGCAUCUUUUACAACUCCACAGCCGGCUUCCGUCACCCACAAUCACUUUCAAAGACAGACCGGGUUCCAAGGUGUCCAACAACCCGUUUUCCACCAACGGGAAGAAAAUAGCACGAUUUACGAGACGAACCCACACGCCGACCGGGCCCACACCGCCGCGAGCUCGAGUACAACUUGGAUCGCUACUCCGAGGCCUUUCAACCAGCCUUCGCCCGAGGCAAAACCCAAUCGCACGAAAAUACACCAAAUAAUAGUUCCUUAUUCGACGCAAGAUAAUCCACCGUUGGCCAGAAAAGUGCCUUCGGAUCCAGUGGCUUACCCGGACGUCCAAGCCAUUUAUUUAAACAGGGGCGUCACCGCUCCUGAAGGAGGAAUAACAAACAUAAACUAUCCACUAACUGCGACUGGUUCGGAACAUCACGACACUCUGCUAGGGACGGACUCCGACCUCCUGAACUCGCUCCCACCCGACAUCAUGAACCAUCUACUACAAAUGGGAAUAAAGUUGCCGGAAGAUUCGGAGAAAGGCCGUCUCCAACAGGUUCUUGCGUCCGAUAUAAGAGCCCUCCUCCAUGGAGAAGAAGACACGGUCGAUUUUGCCAGGCUCCAGAAAAACAUCGAUAAAUGGACGGCCGAAGGAUACGGAAAACGAGACACGGUCCUCCAUCAGAUAUCCAAGCAGAUACCUGACGAUUAUCUUACGACGCCCAAACCUACGGACCAACUGAUGCCGGAAUCGGAUCACGAAGCCGCCGCCAGCCAGCACUACAGUCAUGAUCACCAGGAGGUCCGCAUCGACUCGAAAACGACAAAUACAGUCCUCCCGGAAAACGAUACGAAAAUAAUCGAAGAAGUGAGCGGUUGGUCUCUCGUCGACACCGUCGUGACAACGGAAAACAGCCGAACGACAACCGUCAAGCCAUGGGAGAAACUUGAAGUCUCGAUUUCCCCGCAUACCAACGAAAAAGUCUACGUUGUGACUCCACAAGCCUAUUUUCCAACAGGAGCGGAAAAUAACUCGCUGGCCGAGUCGAAGCCGACCACCUCUCCGGACAACGGGCAAAGAGUUACCAGAGAUAUCAUCAUCGACGGUUCGACAUCCAAAGUUGACAUUGUCACCCCAGAGUCAAUAACUGAAACCACAGAUAAAACCAUCCAAAAAGGAUCUCCAGAGGAUCCCAUCGUAAGCGAGGUACCUGCAUCUGUCACGUAUCUCGGAUCGGCGAGCAGUUUACGAAAUUCUAAACUUACAUUCAGUACGAUAAGAUGAACACAAAGGACUGAGAUAUAAUCAAUUUUUUCAUCAAGAUUCUUACUAAUAAUUAUUGUUCGCUAUUGCUCAAAAGUCGUUCUGGAGUCGUGUAAAUAUUGUAUCUUGUAAUUCCCGAGGGUGCCAAAGUCUGAAAUUUCUUUGCUUCGACGAUCAGUUUGAAGGGAGUCUCGGAAAAUGUUUGCGACUGCCUUUGAAAUUGUCUUCACGAGAGACAACAGAAGACAGCUUCAACUGAAAUCAACUUCCUGUUUUAGGACAAAUGUAACAAUGUAGUAUUACUAUAAAAAUAAUUAAGUAGGUAUCUUACCUGACGAUUAGAGUAUUAGUCUAAUAAUUUAUUUAUUGAUUAACUUUUAAGUUGUAAACUUUGUAAAUAAUAUGAAUACUAUAAUAUUGUAUUCCUUUGCCAUAAUAAAUAUGUUUUAAAUAUAA